This is a messenger RNA of Pleurotus ostreatus (oyster mushroom), 882 nucleotides long. RefSeq lists its product as uncharacterized. Gene Ontology annotation, molecular function: fatty acid elongase activity. The coding region runs from base 1 to 882 and encodes 293 amino acids. The transcript is spliced from 7 exons. NCBI's taxonomy places the organism in Eukaryota, Fungi, Basidiomycota, Agaricomycetes, Agaricales, Pleurotaceae. Gene Ontology annotation, biological process: fatty acid elongation, monounsaturated fatty acid; fatty acid elongation, saturated fatty acid; very long-chain fatty acid biosynthetic process. Gene Ontology annotation, cellular component: endoplasmic reticulum membrane. The record is from RefSeq and is a predicted model, not a curated record.
AUGGCGCCGAUUGCGGAUUUCCUUCUGGCUUAUGUACCUUCUAAUAUCCCCCAUUACUUGACGACCUAUGUACAAGGCAAAACUCCAUUGUCCACCGACGUCGUGGUCUACUCAGCGCUCGCCUCUUACCUCGCCAUCAUCUUCGGGAUUCAGGCCAUCAUGAAGAACCAGAAACCGCUGAAGUUGACGCUGUUGUUCCAAAUACAUAACGUUAUCCUCAGUGGAGGCAGUCUCUUGCUCCUGGUCCUCAUGCUCGAAGAAAUUCUCCCCAUAUUUUGGAAGCACGGCAUAUACCACGCUAUGUGUGCUGAGGCAUCGUGGACACCUCGCAUGGAAUUUUAUUAUAUGAUCAACUAUUCGUUCAAAUAUUUAGAACUCUUAGACACGGUUUUCCUCGCGUUCAAAAAGAAGCCCUUAGCAUUCUUGCAUGUUUUCCAUCACUCUGCAACUGCUCUCCUAUGUUAUUCGCAACUCAACGGCAAGACUAGUGUGUCAUGGGUCGUGAUAUCUCUCAACCUGAUGGUCCACGUCUUGAUGUAUUAUUACUACUAUGCCACGGCUGGAGGUGCUAAGAUAUGGUGGAAGAAGUACUUGACUACUAUGCAAAUCGCUCAAUUUGUCAUUGACCUGUUUGUUGUUUACUUUGGCACCUACCAGCACUUCUCGUACGUCUACUGGGCCGACACCAUGCCUCACAUCGGUAACUGCGCAGGCACAGAGCAGGCUGCUUUGUUUGGCUGUGGUCUUCUUAGCAGCUACCUGCUCCUGUUCAUCAACUUCUACAUCCAGACGUACAAGAAGCCUUCGAGGGGUCCGAAGCCCACCGCUAAUGGUAACGGCGUUGCAAAUGGGAAAGCCAAUGGUCAUGCGUACGUGGAGUAG